Molecule: messenger RNA, 2308 nt
Organism: Conger conger (European conger)
Lineage: Eukaryota; Metazoa; Chordata; Actinopteri; Anguilliformes; Congridae
Gene: mgat4b
Product: alpha-1,3-mannosyl-glycoprotein 4-beta-N-acetylglucosaminyltransferase B
Exons: 16
Coding region: 346-1989 (547 amino acids)
Biological process (GO): protein N-linked glycosylation
Cellular component (GO): endoplasmic reticulum-Golgi intermediate compartment; endoplasmic reticulum; Golgi stack
Molecular function (GO): acetylglucosaminyltransferase activity
Source: RefSeq, a predicted model, not a curated record
GGUUAAAUACCAACUAAUGUCUCACUUGCGGGCGAUUUUAAAUCUGAGGCGUGACUUCCUGAUAAAACGAAGGUCAUGGUAACAAUAGAAAGUACAGGUGGCGGUGCGGUCCGUCCUUUUGACAUGAAAAACGAGUUCAGGACUGUAACAGUUGAACGGCUUUCUAUUGCUACACGGCCACUUCCCCCAGAUUAUCUACAGACUCUAUCGGGCUUGCGAGUGUGUCUGCAUGACCGACGCACAAUAACAAAACUGCUCCCUGCUCCGUAGCCUUGGUGUAACGUGAAGGAACCCUGCAACAGAUACCCCCGCGCUCGGUUUGGACAUGAUCCCGGUGAUCCGGAGAUGAGGCUCCGAAAUGGCACCGUCCUAACUGUCUUCUUGUUCGGUCUAUGCGGAUUCAUAUCGCUCUCCUGGUACACCGCAUUCAGCAAUUCUAAAGGUGAUGUGGUAGAUAUUUACCAGAGGGAGUUUCUGGCUCUGAGGGACCGCCUUCACUCCGCAGAGCAGGAGAACCUCAAACGGUCCAAAGAGCUCAACCUGGUCCUGGAUGAGAUCAAGAGAGCCAUCGCGGAGAAGCAAGCACUCAGGGACAUCAACCGCACCUGGAGCAGUCUGUCAGACGAGACCAAACUGAAGCUGUGGAACGUGACCUCCAGUAAGAAUGUUCUGCAGCUGCCCAGCAUCUUCCACCACCUGCCUCACCUGCUGGCCAAGGAGAGCAGCCUGCAGCCCGCUGUGCACGUGGGACAGGGCCGGACGGGGGUGUCGAUAGUAAUGGGCGUGCCCAGCGUGAAGAGGGAGGUGCACACGUACCUGACUGACACUCUCAGCUCCCUGGUGUCGGAGCUGAGUCCGGCCGAGAAGGAAGACUGUGUCAUCGUGGUGUUCAUCGCUGAGACGGACCAGCAGUACGCCAGUGGAGUGGCAGAGAACCUUAAGCGUCUAUUCCCGGUGGAGAUCCAGUCUGGGCUGCUGGAGAUCAUCUCUCCGUCUGUGCACUUCUAUCCGGAUUUCUCCCGGCUGAAGGAAUCUUUCGGCGACCCCAAGGAAAGGGUGAAGUGGCGGACGAAGCAGAACUUGGACUACUGUUUCCUCAUGAUGUACGCCCAGUCCAAGGGAACCUACUACGUGCAGCUGGAGGACGACAUCGUUGCGCGGCCAAACUAUUUCACCACGAUGAAGAAUUUUGCGCUGCAGCAGCCCUCAGAGGAUUGGAUGAUCCUGGAGUUCUCCCAGCUGGGCUUCAUCGGAAAGAUGUUUAAGUCCCUGGACCUGUCCCUCAUCGUGGAGUUCAUGCUGAUGUUCUACAAGGACAAGCCAAUAGACUGGCUGCUGGACCACAUCAUGUGGGUGAAGGUGUGCAACCCGGAGAAGGACGCUAAACACUGUGACAGGCAGAAGGCGAACCUGCGGAUCCGGUUCAAGCCGUCGCUCUUCCAGCACGUGGGCACGCACUCGUCCCUCGCCGGAAAGAUCCAGAAGCUGAAGGACAAGGACUUUGGGAAGCAGACCCUGCACAAGGGUCACGCCAACCCCCUGGCGGAGGUGACGACCAGCCUGAAGACCUACCAGCACUUCACCCUGGAGAAGGCCUACCUGGGGGAGGACUUCUUCUGGGCCUUCACCCCGGUGGCGGGAGACUUCAUCCGGAUCCGCUUCUUCACCCCUGUGCGCAUCGAGAGGUAUUUCUUCCGCAGUGGAAACAUCGAGCACCCGGGUGACAAGCUCUUCAAUACCACCGUGGAGGUCAUGCCUUUCGACAACAUCCAAUCAGAGAAGGAGGCUCUGAAAGAGGGGCGGGAGAAAGCACCUAAGUACCAUCGCACAGAAGAUGGUUUCAUUCGCAUUGGAACAUUCCAGAACGGCAUUGCGGAGGGGGAGGUGGACUCCACCUUCGGGCCGCUGGAGGCGCUGCGGCUAUCGGUGCUAACGGACUCGCCUGUGUGGGUCAUACUCAGCGAGAUGUUUAUUAAAAAGGCGGAAUGAAUGGCACCUGGCCUCAAUAUUUCUACACUCACUGACCGUUCGAGCAGAGGACUGGGGCCUUUGCAGAAACUCAAAGAACUCGCUUCUUUUAUGUGGUGUGAGCUCUCCACCUGCUGGCAAAACGCUGGUAUUACAGGACACAUUGGCAAUACCAGCUGAACUCUCGAGGAACUGCUCCGGCACGUGGAGGACGAGCACGGCUGCGUUUUUAAACUGUUCUUAUGUGUAUAUACGUUUCUGUUUUAGUAACUGUACUUACACUGGUGAUUGUUGACGGGCUUGCUGGAUCGUCUUGCCCUGUAAUAAAUUAAUGAUGAAA